CGUUUUAGAUUUUUUAUUUUUAAAUAAUGUUUCAAAAAGUUUCAAUCUUUGUGUUUUGCUUUAUAUGUCUUUCGAACGGGUUCCUUCUCCCGAAUACGUUCUACCAGCCAAUACCUCGCAUAGUGGGGGGCGAAGAUGCUCCUGACGGAGGGGCCCCGUAUCAGGCGUCCUUGAGAUCCUUAUUCAACUCUCACUUCUGCGGUGGUUCCAUCAUCAGCAGCAAGUGGGUUUUAACAGCUGCUCAUUGUACUGUCAGCCAAUCAAAGCACACAAUGAAAGUAGUAGUGGGAACGAACAGCCUCACCCACGGUGGGGAGAAGUACUCCGUGGACAAAAUAAUAGUCCACGAGAAAUACAACAGCAUGCUAAUCAACAAUGACGUCAGCGUAAUCAGAGUGGAUACCGAGAUCGAGUUCAGUGACCUUGUGCAGCCCAUAGCGUUGCCUGACCGGAAUACUGAGGGUGGAGCUGAUCUUAUACUCACUGGCUGGGGAAGACUUUCGUAUCCAGGCAGUCUGCCUGACAAACUGCAGAUGAUCCAGCUGUCAGCACUGAGCGUUGAUGACUGUCAAAAAAUAUACACCAAUGUCAAUGACGUCUAUGACAGCCAGAUUUGCUCAUUGACUAAAGCUGGCGAAGGCGCUUGCCAUGGUGAUUCCGGAGGGCCACUGAUAGAAGAUGGAAAAAUUGUUGGCGUGGUGUCGUGGGGCGUACCCUGUGCGAAAGGCUUCCCUGACGUCUACUCCAGAGUGUUCACAUUCAAGGACUGGAUAUUGGAGAAGACCGAAAUAUCCAACUAAUACUGACCCAGUACAAAUAAAACCUUUAUCAUUUA
Molecule: messenger RNA, 835 nt
Organism: Pararge aegeria (speckled wood butterfly)
Lineage: Eukaryota; Metazoa; Arthropoda; Insecta; Lepidoptera; Nymphalidae
Product: chymotrypsin-2-like
Exons: 5
Coding region: 27-800 (257 amino acids)
Biological process (GO): proteolysis
Molecular function (GO): serine-type endopeptidase activity
Source: RefSeq, a predicted model, not a curated record